Messenger RNA from Oryza sativa Japonica Group (Japanese rice), 2120 nucleotides. RefSeq lists its product as uncharacterized. NCBI's taxonomy places the organism in Eukaryota, Viridiplantae, Streptophyta, Magnoliopsida, Poales, Poaceae. Gene Ontology annotation, molecular function: protein kinase activity; ATP binding. The record is from RefSeq and is a predicted model, not a curated record. Gene Ontology annotation, biological process: protein phosphorylation.
ACCGUCCAUUCUCCCGAACUCCGGAAUCUCCACGAGGCCCCACCCACCUCUCCACAUUCCGUUCCGCUGGCGUCCAAAACCCAGCGAGCUCACGUGACGCUGAUAAUAGUAUAGAUAGUAGCUAUAAGUUUGGCUACAAUUUUUUUCUUCUCUCUCUAUUUCUCACUUAUAUAUUUAAUAUAUUUGUCUUAGAAAUUGUGUUAAGCUAGCUCUUACAUAAAAGCUAACCUUCUUAAUUUUUUUUAUUACAUCUCUCCUCCACGUAAGCUUCUUAAUAGCUCCUAUUAUACUUGCUCUCAGUGGACGGCUCGGCUAGUAGUAGCCACGCACGCGAGGCCGCCCGCGAGCCACAUAUCGCGUCGCGCCGCGCCGUGCACAUCCCCCCCAACCCCACCCCAAUCAGGCACAAUCACGGCGCGCCGUGGCCGAGGCAUCAUCCAAUCAAGGCGAGGCCACCUCGACCUCGUCCUCGUGCCGUCCGCCCCCUUCGGCGAGCGCGAGCGCGCGCGCGAGGGUGAGAGGGAGGGAGGGAGCAAUGCCGCUGGCGCUGGCGCAGCUGCAGGACAUCGGGGACCGCAUCACCGACCGCCUCCGCCCGUGGAGCCGCUCCGCGGAGUUCUGGGUCCGCGCUGCCGACAUCUACACCAGCUACAAGGUGUGCCAGCUGCGCGCGGGGUUCGUCAAGGAUGAGGAGGAGCGGGAGGCCAUGUGGGAGCAGCAGCACGAGCUUGGUGCCCAGAAGAUGUACUCCCUCUGCUCCGAGCUCGGCGGCCUCUUCCUCAAGGCUGCACAAAUUCUGGGAAAGCCCGAUUUGGCGCCAAUGGCUUGGGUGAAAAGGCUUGUAACCUUGUGUGACAAUGCUCCAGCCACGCCCAUUGAUGUAGUUAGAGAUGUUGUGGAGAAACAGUUUGGCAAGAGCUUUGAUGACAUAUUUGAAUGCUUUGAUGUUGAGCCUGUUGGGUCUGCUUCCAUUGCACAGGUGCACCGAGCAAGGCUUAAACUAUCAAAAACAGAUGUUGCUGUCAAGGUUCAACAUCCAGGAGCUGAAAAACUGAUGAUGGUUGACAUCCGGAACAUGCAAGCAUUUGCAUUGUUCUUGCAGAAGUAUGAUAUCAAUUUUGACCUGUACUCUGCGACAAAGGAGAUGGAAAAGCAGAUAUGCUAUGAGUUUGACUUUGUGCGCGAAGCAAAGGCGAUGGAAAGAAUACGAGAAUUCUUACGCGUGACCAACAAGAAAAAGCCUCCAGUUAUAGUGCCUCGUGUGAUUCCUGAAAUGGUUAGCAGGGAGGUUUUGGUAAUGGAGUUCAUUGAAGGGACACCAAUAAUGAAUCUUGGCAAUGAAAUGGCUAAAAGGGGCAUUGAUCCUGGUGGUAAGAUUGCAACAAUGGCAAAGCAGAAAAUUUUAACAGAUCUUACACUUGCCUAUGGUCAAAUGAUUUUGAAGGAUGGUUUUUUCCAUGCAGAUCCACACCCAGGAAACAUCCUUAUCUGCAAGAACACAGAGGUAGCUUUGCUUGAUUAUGGACAAGUGAAAGCAAUGCCAGAGGAUUUACGACUUGCUUAUGCAAAUCUUGUAAUUGCAAUGGCUGAUGAUGAUUUUUUGAGGACUAAAGAAAGUUUCAGGGAGAUUGGUAUUGAAACAUGGAGUAUAGCUGAUAAUGAGCUAGAAGAAUUAUUUCAAUUAUCCCUUAGAAUGUUUGAUACUAGAUUACCACCAGGAGUAACUGCUAUGUCACCCUUCGCCGAGGAUUCUUCACUAAAUAAAGUUGGAGUGCAGAGCUUCCCUGAAGAGCUAUUUUCAGUGCUUCGAACUAUACAACUUUUACGUGGGUUGACUGUUGGGAUGGGCCUCAGAUUCUCAUGUGCUCAGCAAUGGAAGCCUAUUGCCGAGGAAGCUUUGUUGAAGUCUGGGAGACUAAAAGCUGCAAGAUCAAGAAGGCCGCGGAGAAGUUUUGUCAGGAGACUGUUUUCGAGUGACAACGAGAACCAAGGAACAUGAUAUUACAAUUGUUUCAUAUAACAAAUAUCAUGUAUUUUGAAGUGACAUUAAUAACAGGCUCAAGCCCAAUUUUUUAUGAUGCAUAUAUGCAUAUAAGACUACACAUAUUUCCUUUGUGCCA